This is a messenger RNA of Psilocybe cubensis, 420 nucleotides long. RefSeq lists its product as uncharacterized. The record is from RefSeq and is a predicted model, not a curated record. The transcript has 3 exons. NCBI's taxonomy places the organism in Eukaryota, Fungi, Basidiomycota, Agaricomycetes, Agaricales, Agrocybaceae. Bases 1 to 420 code for a protein of 139 amino acids.
AUGGCUCAUCAGCCGAUGCACAUCAACGACUGGAUUGAGAUUGAUAGUGAUUAUACGUGGUACAUCCAUGAGAAGACACGGGUCAUAAAUGAGCAAGGUAAACAUGUCAUUGAUUCUUUGCCGGAGAACGAUGAUGCGUGCAAUGAGCUUCUUGAGCUUCUGGUCAAUUGGUUGCCAAAACGAUACCCAAAAUUGUUUGCAAAUAUUGGGAAAGACGGAAUUUGGAACAAAGUUAUCAACGAGCGGUUUGAACACACAAAAGACGUCUAUGGAGUUGACGCGUUGAAAAUAAUAUCACGGCUAGUUCAAGACGAUUUUCUCAUGGCUAGGGAGCGGGAAGAUGGCCAUAUUUACUUCGUGGGGGGGCUUGUGGCGUUUCCGGGUGAGUCGUCUGACCUCGGAAGAAGGAGCAUCAAGUAA